AUGGGCGGUUAUUUCUCUAGUCUUAAAGCUGGCACGCGCCAGAUUGCCCACGAGAUAGAUUGCGAUCUUGACGAUCCCGAGAGAACGGUGCAAUCCGUGAUUGACUACCCAGGCCUGGAUAGGUUUCAGUGGAAAGUUUGGUGGGUUGCUGCGUCGGGCUUUUUCACGGCAUCUUACAGCCUCUUUGCUGUAAACGUCAUCAGUCCAUCCUUAAGUUAUGUAUACUGUAAACCCGGCGUGUCAAGCAACUCACUAGUCAUCAACCUGACUACAUUAACUGGGACGAUGGUCGGCAUGCUUCUAUUCGGAUACUUAGCUGAUAGAUAUGGCCGGAAGGCUGUCUAUGGCUUAGAGUUAAGUAUCGUGGUAGUUGCUACAGUGGGGAUGACAACAGCAUCUUCAGGCCAUAGAAACUCGAUGAAUGUCUAUGGUUGGAUUGGUUUCUGGCGUACUAUGUUAGGUAUAGGGCUCGGCGCAGAGUACCCGCUCUCAGCUAUAAUUGCGUCGGAGUGGUCCUCUACUAGGUCUCGAGGCAAAAUGAUAGCGGCGGUAUUCCUGAUGCAGUCUCUGGGACAACUGGCUGCUUACGCCUUUGGCUUAGCUAUCCUUAAGGGGCUUAGUGACUAUCACGGUUUGUCCCCAAAUGAAACUAACUACGAGGUCGCAUCGCCUAUCAUAGACAUCGUAUGGAGAACGACAAUUGGGAUUGGGGCAUUCCCAGCUCUUGUCUCUCUCAUAUUAAGACGAAUAAUUCCUGAAACGCCCCAAUAUCUAGUGGCCAAAGGAGAGCUUGUAGGAGCCGUCAAAGCUGUUCGCCAUGUUAUUCCAGUAAACCCGACUCUUCAGCCCAUGGACCAAACCGGGCUUCCGGCUCCUCGACGCUCGAUAGACACCCCUCUACCAGAUUUUGGAAACCGACGGACUAGUUGGUGGACAUCAGUAGCAAAAUAUAUGUACGAAGUCAAAGAGCACCUUGCUGAGAAGAGGCGCUGGCGUGCGCUUCUAGGAGUCAUGAUAACUUGGUAUCUUUUGGACUUGGCGUAUUAUGGGCUUGGCCUUGAUAACCCUAAAAUGAUUUCUACGAUCUGGCUUUCGACGCCGCCGGUACGGUCGAACGUUUCUACAUCACCGGUGGAACUUGAAUGCAACAAUGCGGCAUGGCGAGCAGACCCAUCCCAACCAAAUAUCACGAUAUAUGAAAUGCUUCGACAAGACAGCAUACGAGAUAUUGUAACCAUCUCAAGCGGAGCACUACCCGGAAGUAUUAUCAUUUUACUUGCUAUCGACUACAUCCCUAGGACUACAUGGAUGGGCUGGAUGUUUGUCGCACUCGCCGUACUUUUUGCCAUCAAUGGUGGAACGUUCUUCGUCACUUUCGAGUCGGAUAAACAUGCGCUCACGGUGAUAUUAUACGUACUUGCACAGGUUAUCUUCAACCUUGGGCCGAAUACUAUUACGUUCAUGCUACCGGCGGAGCUCUUUGCAACAAAGUACAGGGGCACAUUCUACGGUCUUGCAGCAGCUUCGGGGAAACUUGGUGCAAUAACAAUCCUCCUGAUUACUAACCUUGCCGUCUAUGGUGGUGAGUUAUAUAACCAUAAGUUUGCAGCAAUGUUACUAGGAUUCUGUCCCGCAAUGCUCCUGGGCGCUUUUGUUACGUGGGUUUGGAUCCCCGAAGUUCAAUAUCCUCGAGGGUAUGAUAGUAAACCAGAACGUGACGACAAUGCCUCUGAUGAUGGACUCGACAUAGAGAACGAUACAUUUAGGCAAAAGCUCAAGCUAGCAAACAGACCAUUGCUAGACAUCGCUCAAAACCCGGGAGAUGGCCAGAUAUUAGAAUCUACAUCAAAUACCACAAAUCCAUCAAGCAAUAUUAGCCUCCGCGCCCCGUCUAAGUACCUUGCAGACCCUUCCAAUCCAUCAACUACCACUGGCGACUCAUUCGUUUCUCCGCCGCUCGAAUGGCUCUGGCGCACCUGGGCCGUCACCCACUCGACAUUGUCGAUGUGGCGCUCAGCCCGUAACGUGCGCAUAACCUACAAGCCGUAUAAGCCCGAGUCUAAACCUGUUGCAAACGACAACCUAGUCGAAUAUGAGAAGAGCAAUGGCAAGGGAGGUGUGAAGCGUGUCGAAGGCAUUGAGAAGCCUGACUCUACUAUUCCCGGAGCCUGGACCUGGCGGGGAAAGGGCUUGCUCGUUAUAGCUAGCAGCCAUUGGGAGAUAUUGGGCUGGGGCGAGCGCCCAUUGGCCAGUGGUGCAGAUGAGACGGGAGAAGAUAUCGAGCGCUGGGCUGUGACCUGGUUUGCGCCUACUUUAUUCACGCAGGAGGGCGUAGAUAUUUACAGUGAUCGCAAGGAGGGUCUAAGCAAGGAGACGGUGGAAGAGAUCAUCAAGGCGUUGAAGGAACUUAACGAUGCGCCAAAGGUUAUCGAGCUGGUCGAGAAGCACAUGCAAGAGGUUGAAAUUAGCUUACCGUGGAAAGAAGGAAAGAAAUAG
Messenger RNA from Daldinia childiae, 2496 nucleotides. Its product is annotated as Repressible high-affinity phosphate permease. Gene Ontology annotation, cellular component: membrane. The record is from RefSeq and is a predicted model, not a curated record. Gene Ontology annotation, molecular function: transmembrane transporter activity. NCBI's taxonomy places the organism in Eukaryota, Fungi, Ascomycota, Sordariomycetes, Xylariales, Hypoxylaceae. Gene Ontology annotation, biological process: transmembrane transport. The transcript is spliced from 5 exons. The coding region runs from base 1 to 2496 and encodes 831 amino acids.